Molecule: messenger RNA, 907 nt
Organism: Zingiber officinale
Lineage: Eukaryota; Viridiplantae; Streptophyta; Magnoliopsida; Zingiberales; Zingiberaceae
Product: 60S ribosomal protein L18-2
Exons: 5
Coding region: 110-673 (187 amino acids)
Biological process (GO): translation
Cellular component (GO): ribosome; cytosolic large ribosomal subunit
Molecular function (GO): RNA binding; structural constituent of ribosome
Source: RefSeq, a predicted model, not a curated record
UCAUUGAUGCUCAGUACAGCGACUGGAAACCCUAGUUAUCCUCCGUCUAUAUAAGCCAUGCUUUACAACCGAGGGGAAGAGGAGCGGACUUCAGCAGCAAGGAGCCGCCAUGGGUAUCGAUUUAGUCGCCGGCGGUCGUAGCAAGAAAACUCGUCGCACAGCCCCCAAAUCCGACGAUGUCUAUCUCAAGCUCAUAGUUAGGCUCUACAGGUUUCUGGUGCGUAGGACUGGAAGCAAGUUCAACGCCGUGAUCCUCAAACGGCUCUUCAUGAGCAAGACCAACCGGCCUCCCCUAUCCCUUAGGAGGCUGAUCAAGUUCAUGGAAGGAAAGGAAGACAAAAUUGCCGUGAUUGUUGGGACGGUGACUGAUGAUAAGAGAGUAUACGAGGUGCCUGCUAUUAAGGUGACGGCUCUUAGGUUCACGGAGACUGCAAGGGCGAGGAUCUUGAAGGCAGGAGGAGAGUGCCUCACGUUCGACCAGCUUGCUCUACGAGCUCCUCUUGGGAAGAACACUAUUAUCCUGAGAGGUCCCAAGAACGCAAGAGAAGCUGUUAAGCACUUUGGUAGAGCUCCUGGUGUACCACACAGCCAUACAAAGCCCUACGUGCGAUCCAAGGGGAGGAAGUUUGAGAAGGCAAGGGGUAGAAGGAACAGCAGAGGAUUCAGGGUUUGAGUUGGUCUAUUCGAUACUUUGGGAGUUGUAUUGGAGUGCAAAAAUCUUCCAUCAUGUUUCUUUCUUCUGUUCUAUUUUGCAUCGCCAGGGAUUUGUCAAUUUCGCUUAGAUAUCUCAUGCCUUUUUGAGUUGAUUCGUUAAUGAUCAAACCAAAAUGUAGUUUGCAUUUGGUUUCUUAAAAUGCAUAUCUUUGUAGGUUGUGAUGUUGUCAAUAUAAUUGCAAUGUCAGUUCAA